Molecule: messenger RNA, 1410 nt
Organism: Didymosphaeria variabile
Lineage: Eukaryota; Fungi; Ascomycota; Dothideomycetes; Pleosporales; Didymosphaeriaceae
Product: cAMP-dependent protein kinase catalytic subunit
Exons: 4
Coding region: 1-1410 (469 amino acids)
Biological process (GO): peptidyl-serine phosphorylation
Cellular component (GO): cAMP-dependent protein kinase complex; nucleus
Molecular function (GO): cAMP-dependent protein kinase activity; ATP binding
Source: RefSeq, a predicted model, not a curated record
AUGCCUUCUUUGGGGUUCCUGAAGAAGAAGAAGACGCGGGACUCCACAGACUCGCCGACCUCGCCCGUCAAGGACACCACCUCGCCCAUCUUCCCAACCUCCUCAAAGACAAAGCGCGCCUCGGUCGUUAGUAAGACCUCCACCAAGACCAAUCCGGAAGUGCAGCAGCCCUCGCAGAGCUCUCAGGCCUCUGGCGGGGCCUCGCACAAGCAAGUCGACUCAAUGAACUCCCAGCCCCAGCAAGCGUACGCGACCCCUCAAGCCUCUCCCGAGCCGUACCAGUCCGCCUCACACAAUGUCCCCUCAAUCCAGAACCUGAUACACCCCACGAACGCCAAUGCUUCGCCCUCCAAUUACCAGCAACAGCAGCAGCAGCAGCAGCAAACAGCGAAGCCCACUAAUGGCGGCGUACAAAUUCAGCAACCGCCGUCCCAGCCGCGCGUCACCAAAGGCAAGUACACCUUGCAGGACUUCGCCAUCCAGCGCACGCUCGGGACCGGCAGCUUUGGGCGCGUGCACCUCGUGCAGUCCAAGCACAACCAGCGCUACUAUGCCGUUAAGGUGCUGAAGAAGGCCCAGGUGGUCAAGAUGAAGCAGGUUGAACACACCAACGAUGAGCGCCGCAUGCUGCAGCAGGUCAAACACCCAUUCUUAAUCACCCUGUGGGGCACCUUCCAAGACUCGAAGAACCUGUACAUGGUCAUGGACUUCGUCGAAGGCGGCGAGCUCUUCAGCUUGCUGAGAAAGUCACAGCGUUUUCCGAAUCCAGUCGCGAAAUUCUACGCAGCCGAAGUAACCCUUGCCCUCGACUAUCUGCACGCGCAGAACAUCAUCUACCGAGAUCUCAAGCCUGAGAACCUGUUGCUCGAUCGACACGGCCACCUGAAGAUCACCGACUUCGGUUUCGCGAAAGAAGUGCCUGACAUCACCUGGACGCUUUGCGGUACACCCGACUACCUAGCGCCUGAGGUAGUAGCAUCGAAGGGAUACAACAAAUCUGUAGAUUGGUGGUCUCUUGGCAUUCUUAUCUUCGAGAUGCUCUGCGGUUUCACGCCCUUCUGGGACGGUGGUUCGCCCAUGAAGAUCUACGAAAACAUUCUCAAGGGUCGUGUAAAAUACCCGCCCUACAUCCACCCCGAUGCUCAAGAUCUGCUGCAAAAGCUCAUCACUCCCGACCUCACAAAACGCCUCGGCAAUCUCCACGGAGGUAGCAAGGACGUUAUGAAUCAUCCCUGGUUUGCCGAGGUGACGUGGGAAAGACUGCAGAAGAAGGACAUCGAUGCUCCAUACGUUCCGCCGGUACGAGCCGGCGUCGGCGAUGCCAGCCAGUUCGACAAGUACCCUGAAGAGACAGAAGCAUAUGGACAGACCGGAGAUGACCCACACGGUCACUUGUUCCCGGACUUUUAA